Molecule: messenger RNA, 1728 nt
Organism: Spirodela intermedia
Lineage: Eukaryota; Viridiplantae; Streptophyta; Magnoliopsida; Alismatales; Araceae
Source: the annotation of a GenBank genome assembly
AUGGUGGAAGCUCUCGAGCAGAAAGCCGCCGGGGGGCCGAGGAAGAAGAAGAAGAUGAAGAUCCUCUGCCUCCACGGUUUCCGCACCAGCGGCAGCUUCCUCAGGAAGCAGAUCUCCCGAUGGGACCCCUCAAUCUUCUCCUCCUUCGACCUCGUCUCUCUCUCUACUCAUCUCUCUCUCUCUGUCUCUCUCUCUCUCUCUCUCUCUCUCUCUCUCUCUCUAACGGAGGUCUUGGGGGGCAUGCAGGUGUUCCCGGACGGAAUAUUCCCGGCUGGGGGGAAGUCGGAUAUAGAGAGGAUCUUCCCGCCGCCGUACUUCGAGUGGUUCCAGUUCAACAAGGUGGGUGGGUUCUUCGGACGAGCCGGCAAAAUUGUGUGUGAACUGAGCGAGCGAAAUUUCCCGAUCAGGAAUUCACCGAGUACGAGAACCUGGACGCAUGCAUCUCCUUCCUCUGCGAGUACAUCGCCACCAACGGCCCCUUCGACGGCUAUCUCGGCUUCUCUCAGGUAACAGCGGCCUUCCUCCCCUCCGGACUUCUCUCUUUCUCUCUCUCUCUCCAAGUUUGACUUCCUCUGGUCCUCCAUUCCGCUGUUGACUUUCGGAUGAUCCUCGGAUUCUGGAUGAAUUUCGAUGAGCCUUCUCGUUUGGAACCAAUACUGUAGUUUAUUUUUAUUUUUUAGGGUCUUUUUUCGUUUUGGGUCGCUGAAAAAGCCUUCAACUGUGCGAACGUCACCGUAUUUAUUUAUUUAUUAUGAUUAUUAAAGUAGUCGAUCAAAUGGGCCAAGUGAUAAGUAAGAAGCCGGCCGCAGAUUUUUCUGGGCUUAGUAGGUUCUAAGUCAACUCCCACUGUUUUUUUCUUUAGGGUGCAACGAUCGCGGCGCUUCUGCUCGGAUACCAGGCCAAGGUGAGACAGAACCGAAAGGAUAGAUACUCCGAAGGUUUUCCCGAAGUGGCAUCCCCUCUAACUUUUCCGCUGUCGGCGGUCAACAGGGGAAGAUCUUGCAGGAGCAGCCACCGGUGAAGCUCUUCGUUUCCAUCUCCGGCAGCAAGUUCAGGGACCCCGCCAUUUGCGAAGCCGCCUACGGGAAGCCCAUCGAGGUCAACUCCGUCCAUCUCAUCGGAGACGAGGACUGGCUCAAGCUCCCUUCCGAGGAUCUCGUCACCGCCUUCGUUGACCCCCUGAUCAUCCGUCACCCUUAUGGCCACAUUGUCCCUAGACUCGGUCUCCACUCUCACUCUCUCUCUCUCUCUAUACAUAUAUAUAUAUAUAUAUAUAUAUAUAUAUAUCUGCAUGUCUAUUUAUCCACCUAUCUAACUCUCUAUCGGUCUAUCUAUUGAUCUAUCUAUUUAUCUCUCUCUCUCUCUCUGUUUAUUUAUCUGUCUCUUUCUAUCUAUCUAUCUGUCGGAGUUGACGGGAGACGUUGACAUUGCUCAGAUGCGGCGGCGGUGGUGCAGCUCAGCGAAUGGACGCGGGGGAUCGCCGGCGGGGCCGCGGCGGAGAACGGAGCCGCCGCCGGCGGUUAUGACCCGGGAGAACCCCUGCCUUUAAAGGACACGGCGGCGUUGGCGCCGCCGAGUGAACGGACUCCGCCGGAGGUCCCCCCGGCGGAGAACGGAGGAGCUGGCGGUGGCGGCGACGAGGGAGGACCAGCGCCUUCAAAGGGCACGGCGGCGGUGGAGAUCGCCGGUGGCGUUGCAGCGGCGAACGGAGCUGCUGGAAAAGAAUGA